GGAGCCCGGAGCCCGCGGGGACGAGGCCGAAGUUGGGCGCGCCGCGGAGUUGCGCCCGCGCCCGGGGCCCCGGACCCCGCGCCCCGCGAACUCGGGCGGCGGCUGAGGCGACGGCUGCGGCGGCCCGAGCAGCAUGCCGAGGAGGAAGCAGCAGGCCCCCCGGCGCUCGGCAGCUUAUGUUCCUGAGGAAGAACUGAAGGCAGCAGAGAUAGAUGAAGAGACCGUGGAGGAGGAUGGGCCGUCUGUGGACGUCCAGGAGAGCGAGUAUGUGUGCAACGAGGAGACGGAGAUCAGAGAAGCCCAGAGCUACCAGAACUCCCCCGUCAGCACCGCGACUAACCAGGACGCGGGCUACGGGUCCCCCUUCAGUGAAAACAGCGACCAGCUAGUCCACUUCAAGGGCUCUUCCUCCAGAGAAGAGAAGGAGGAUCCGCAGGGCCCGGACGGCGUCUCCUACCCCCAGGACAGCUUGGCGCAGAUCAAGGCCGUGUACGCAAACCUGUUCUCCGAGUCGUGCUGGUCCAGCCUCGCCUUGGACCUAAAGAAGCCCGGUUCCACCACCAGCACCACCGAUGCGGGCCCGAAGGAGAGCUCCACCCCCGCGCCCACGCCCCCCACCAGCACGGCGGGGCCCACGGGCACCACCGCGAGCACCCCCAGCUCCGGCUCCGGCUCCGGCGGCGGCGGCGGCGGCUCGGGCUACGACUGGCACCAGGCCGCGCUGGCCAAGACGCUGCAGCAGACCUCCUCCUACGGGCUGCUCCCCGAGCCCAGCCUCUUCAGCACCGUGCAGCUCUACAGGCAGAACAACAAACUCUACGGGUCCGUGUUCACGGGCGCCAGCAAGUUCCGCUGCCGGGACUGCAGCGCCGCCUACGACACGCUGGUGGAGCUGACGGUGCACAUGAACGAGACCGGGCACUACCGCGACGACAACCGGGACAAGGACUCCGAGAAGACCAAGCGGUGGUCCAAGCCCAGGAAGCGCUCGCUGAUGGAGAUGGAGGGGAAGGAGGACGCGCAGAAAGUGCUCAAGUGCAUGUACUGCGGCCACUCCUUCGAGUCGCUGCAGGACCUCAGCGUGCACAUGAUCAAGACCAAGCAUUACCAGAAAGUGCCUCUGAAGGAGCCGGUGCCGGCCAUCACCAAAUUGGUCCCUUCCAGCAAGAAGCGCGCGCUGCAGGACCUGGCGUCGCCCUGCUCUCCCGAGCCAGCGGGGCUGGCCGCCGACGCGGCGCUCGGCGAGUCGGCCAAGGACCAGAAGGCCGCCAACCCCUACGUGACGCCCAACAACCGCUACGGCUACCAGAACGGCGCCAGCUACACCUGGCAGUUCGAGGCCCGCAAGGCGCAGAUCCUCAAGUGCAUGGAGUGCGGCAGCUCCCACGACACGCUGCAGCAGCUCACCGCCCACAUGAUGGUCACCGGCCACUUCCUCAAGGUGACCACCUCGGCCUCCAAGAAGGGGAAGCAGCUGGCGCUGGACCCCGUGGUGGAAGAGAAGAUCCAGUCCAUCCCUCUGCCCCCCACCACGCACACCCGGCUGCCCGCCUCCCACGUCAAAAAGCAGCCCGACUCUCCCGCGGGGGCCUCGCCCGCCGAGGAGAAGAAGGAGCCUGAGCAGGAGAAGGCGCCGGCGGCCGGCGAGGCGGAGAAGAAGGUCAAGGAGGAGAGCCAGGACGCCCCCGAGAAGUUCGAGCCCACCGCGCUGUACCGCUACCUGCGCGAGGAGGACCUGGACGACAGCCCCAAGGGCGGGGUGGACAUCCUCAAGUCGCUGGAGAACACGGUGUCCACGGCCAUCAGCAAAGCCCAGAACGGCGCGCCCUCGUGGGGCGGCUACCCCAGCAUCCACGCGGCCUACCAGCUGCCCGGCACCGUGAAGCCGCUGCCGGCCGUGCAGAGCGUGCAGAUGCAGCCAUCCUACGCGGGGGGCGUGAAGCCGCUGCCGUCGGAGCACAGCGCGCUCCUGCACUCCCCGGGGAGCCUCACGCCCCCCCCGCACAAGAGCAACGUGUCCGCCAUGGAGGAGCUGGUGGAGAAGGUCACGGGCAAGGUCAGUGUCAAGAAGGAGGAGAGGCCGGCCGACAGGGAGAAGGGCUCUCCGGCCAAGGCCUUGUCGCCCGUGGCCAAAGAGAACAAGGACUUCCCUCGAGCGGAGGAGAGCGGUGGCAAAGUCCAGCAGAAGAAAGGCCCCGAGGGGGAGGCGGGCAAGGCCAAGAAGGAGGGCGUGCUGGAGGCUCACACGCCAAACGGCACCGAGCCGCUGAAGGCCAAAGUCACCAACGGCUGUAACAACCUGGCGGUCAUCACAGACCACUCGCCCGAGCCCUCCUUCAUCAACCCGCUGAGCGCGCUGCAGUCCAUCAUGAACACACACCUGGGCAAAGUGUCCAAGCCGGCGAGCCCCUCGCUGGACCCGCUGGCCAUGCUGUACAAGAUCAGCAACAGCAUGCUGGACAAGCCUGUCUACCCCGCCACCCCCAUCAAGCAGGCCGAUGCCAUCGACCGCUACUACUACGAGAACAGCGACCAGCCCAUCGACCUGACCAAGUCCAAAAGCAAGCCCCUGGUCUCCAGUGCGGCCGACCCCGUGGCGUCGCCUCUCCGGGAGAGCGCCCUCAUGGACAUCUCGGACAUGGUGAAGAACCUCACGGGCCGGCUCACCCCCAAGUCCUCAACGCCCUCCACCGUGUCGGAGAAGUCGGACGCCGACGGCAGCAGCUUCGAGGAGGCGCUGGACGAGCUGUCGCCCGUGCACAAGAGGAAGGGGCGACAGUCCAACUGGAACCCCCAGCACUUGCUCAUCCUCCAGGCUCAGUUCGCCUCGAGCCUGCGGGAGACGCCGGAGGGCAAGUACAUCAUGUCGGACCUGGGCCCCCAGGAGCGGGUGCACAUCUCCAAGUUCACCGGGCUGUCCAUGACCACCAUCAGCCACUGGCUGGCCAACGUGAAGUACCAGCUGAGGAGGACAGGGGGGACCAAGUUUCUGAAGAACCUGGACACAGGGCACCCUGUUUUCUUUUGCAACGAUUGUGCCUCUCAGUUCAGAACUGCUUCCACGUACAUAAAUCAUCUAGAGACACACUUAGGCUUCAGCUUGAACGAUCUCUCCAAGCUGCCACUCAAUCAGAUUCAAGAACAGCAGAACGUUUCCAAAGUCCUGGCAAACAAAGCUCUGGGCCCAGUAGGGGCCGCCGAGGACGAUUUGGGCUCCACAUUCCAAUGCAAGCUUUGCAAUCGGACUUUUGCGAGCAAGCACGCAGUCAAACUGCACCUUAGUAAGACCCACGGCAAGUCCCCAGAGGACCACCUGAUCUAUGUGACAGAGUUGGAAAAACAGUAGCGUCCAGGUAUGCAAGGGACCGAGGCACAUUGCACUAACCGUCUUCUUUGUACUGCACUAGGCCCGGCUGAGCCUCCGAAAUCAGCCUUCCCUUUGUUGCCGAGCCGGCUGUCUGGACCUUGGUUUUUCUUACACAUAUUUUGUAGUUAUAUUUAUAUGCUCUUUGUCCGAUUGUGCAUGUUAUUUUUCUUUUUCCGUGAGUCAAAGUCUGACCUUUAUUUUCAACAUCUGUUCUUGAUGUUAAGCUAUCUUUUGUAGGAAAUAGUGGGGCACACUACUCAGAGACAUUUAUUUAGCAGGAAAGAAAGACACAAAUAACAAUGAUAAAAAGACAUCCUAAAAUUACAAAGUUGCCAUGACAAUAAAGGUCAUAGAACCUAGUAGUGUCAAAUUUAACCCUUCGAGGACUGCAAUUGCAUUUCUGUGCCUUUCACUCAAAAAAAAAAAAAAAAAAAGAAAAGAAAAGAAAAAAAGGCUUAAAGGCAUUUCAUUCAGAUCAAAAGCUGUGUCAGACACAAAACUUAUUUAAUAAUUAAAAAACGAGCUUUUAUAUGCAGAACUGGUUUGUGAAGGAAACAUGCAUGCAGCUGUUGGAAGAUAGAAAGUUGUCUAGGACUCAUGGGGUUAGGAAGCCACAGCUUUACACAUUUAAAACCACAACAACAACAAAAAAACAAAACAAAAAAAAACCCACCACCACCACCACCACCACCACCACCACCACCACCAAACAUCCCCAGUUGCCACUCUGCCCAAAUCCUCUGGAUGCUGAAAAAAAAAAUGCCACUUUCGGCAAAAAAGUAUGCAAGCUAUUAUUUAAAAAUGUGUAAAAAUGCUAUUUCUUUUUUCCUGUAAAAUACUGCAGUUUAUAGUUAUUUACAAAUGUAAGCUUUGGUAUAAGCUGACCUUUCUAUAGCGUGCUGCAUUGGUAAAUGAAAAAAAAAAAAUGGGGCAAAUGUUGGAGUCCUUUCUCUGUAAAUUGCCAGCAUCAGCUUAAAAACCCCUAUAUGUUACAUUAUCGUACAUUUUAAUCUAUUCAACUUUCUUUGUACCUUCUGGCUGUAUGCUUCUCUUUUAACUUUUUAUAUUGUCAUUUUAUAUUAAAUUUCUGUGUAUAUAAUGUAAAACCACAAUUUUUGAAUAAAAUUUAGUUCCUGCAGCUUGAUUUAAAUAGAGAAAUUUUACUGGCACCUGCGUCUUUCCAGAUGCAUGUAUAUCAGACAAAAAUAAAUAAAUGAAAACAAAGCAAACAGUGCACUAUUAAUUAUACAUUUUGAUGUUCUAUCAUUAAUAUUGUACAGUACAUUUUGGUUCACACAAUUAAAUCCACUGUUUUCUCAAAUGUAAAAUAAACCCACAUGCAGUUCUUGAUUUA
Molecule: messenger RNA, 4721 nt
Organism: Hyaena hyaena (striped hyena)
Lineage: Eukaryota; Metazoa; Chordata; Mammalia; Carnivora; Hyaenidae
Gene: TSHZ1
Product: teashirt zinc finger homeobox 1
Exons: 2
Coding region: 134-3346 (1070 amino acids)
Biological process (GO): regulation of transcription by RNA polymerase II
Cellular component (GO): nucleus
Molecular function (GO): DNA-binding transcription factor activity, RNA polymerase II-specific; DNA binding
Source: RefSeq, a predicted model, not a curated record